Molecule: messenger RNA, 1029 nt
Organism: Owenia fusiformis
Lineage: Eukaryota; Metazoa; Annelida; Polychaeta; Sabellida; Oweniidae
Source: the annotation of a GenBank genome assembly
AUGGAUUUGCAACACGGUGUGUAUUUUGCACUAGGAGCACUGGUACUGGUAUCAGGUCUGGUAAAAUGUCAGACUUGUAGUAACGGCCUGUGUAGAAAACGAGAUAUUACGAGAUUAGGAGAAGAAAUAACUGAAGUGAAAAACGAAAUUAGCAGAUUUUCUGGUGAAAUGUCUAAAGUGUUGGAUCAAUUGGUACAGAUGGACACCAGACUAAAUAACAUUGCUGCGAUGUUUGAAAGCACUACAAAUGUACUCAAAAAAGGUUCAGCGGUGUUUGAAAGCACUACAGAUGUACCCAAAACAGGUUCAGCGAAGUAUGGUGAGGCUUCAGUCUCAGCAGGAAUUACUUGCUUGGAUAUUCAAAAGAAGCGUUUACCAGAAAAACUACCAUCAGGUUUGUAUUGGGUGACACUAGGUAACCGAAAGGCCCAACAACUCUAUUGUGACAUGGAUACAGAUGACGGUGGUUGGUCCUUAGUAUGGACAUACACAUUUACGAAUUAUGCAAAUUUUAACAGUGACAGCAAUGCAGUCACCCCUCGCCCAUCGUGGGAUGAUACCGGAUAUACUAAAGCAAACACCCCUGCUUCUACAAGUCCUCCUCUGUCUGAGACGCAGCUUGGAGCACUUGAGUUUGCGAAGUGGAAACAAAUCGGGAGGGAAUUCAUGAUUAAGUCGAACAUCAACCAAUGGAUCGCGUGUACACCAAACAUUGGGAGCUUUGUUGAUUGGGAAAAUGGCUCAUUGAAUUGCAGAGUGGUGAAAGUCGUUGCAACUAAAUGUACAGAUGUAGUCCCUACAAGAAUUUCCUUUUGGAGGCCAAAGGGUCCCGUUCUUAGAGCGAGCGAUGUUUUCUAUUUCUUUGAUACAAAUAAAGGUUCAAAUUGGCCAGCACACGAUCCUUGUGGGGUAUACGGUGAAAAUCACAUUAAUGAUGUUGCUAACCCAAGGGGUAACGUGUUCAUCCGCUGAGUAAAAACGUUAACAAUUUAAUGAAACCAAUAAAACAUGCUAUAAUACAUAAAAGAA